Neoarthrinium moseri is the source of this 330-nucleotide messenger RNA. RefSeq lists its product as uncharacterized. The record is from RefSeq and is a predicted model, not a curated record. The transcript has a single exon. The coding region runs from base 1 to 330 and encodes 109 amino acids. NCBI's taxonomy places the organism in Eukaryota, Fungi, Ascomycota, Sordariomycetes, Amphisphaeriales, Apiosporaceae.
AUGCUUGAUGAUAUCGUGGUUGUCACCAUGGCAAUUGAUUUUGCCGGAUGCGGUUUUACACCCACCGAUCUGGAGACCGCCGGAGUCAAGGAGGACGGUAGGGGCGCCGCUAUCGCCGGAACAGCCGCUAAAGCUGUACGACACCUCACCGAGGCUGAACGAUUGGCCACACGGGGAUUUCGUGAGAACAUCGAGUACUUGCUGGCCGGGGCAUGCGUGUUGGCCCUCGGUCCAAGCAACCCAGUGGUUGGUCUGGUCGCCAUUCCGGAGUUCCUGGCCGAACGCUACAGCUUGGGCACUGGCAAGGCUGCCGAAGGCAGCGACGCCUAG